Nicotiana attenuata is the source of this 706-nucleotide messenger RNA. RefSeq lists its product as uncharacterized. The transcript is spliced from 3 exons. Bases 175 to 450 code for a protein of 91 amino acids. The record is from RefSeq and is a predicted model, not a curated record. NCBI's taxonomy places the organism in Eukaryota, Viridiplantae, Streptophyta, Magnoliopsida, Solanales, Solanaceae.
ACAAAAAGAAAAUUACAAACUGCCUUUUUUGCCAUAUUUUGUUUGUGCCCAUAUGUCCGUAAUAAGCAUGUAUAAAUGGAGCCCUAAGCAGCUCUGUUUGCAGCAAAACCUAGGAAUUAUUAGAACUGUGGAACAUAUAUAGUAAGAUUAAUAAGAUUAUAAGUUCUUGUAGCCAUGGCUGGCCCUUUCUUUCGUUUAUUUUUGGCUUUUCUUUGCUUUUCUCAUGCCAUCCCAAUCACAAGGAGUAGAAGUCUGCUAGUGGACAUAUCUCAAGAACAUAAUGUGUUGGAGAAUACCCAUAUGGCAAAUAUGGAGAAGAGAUUGGAAGUAGAAGAAAGAAUAAGAAGAGUACUAGAGGCAGAGGCAGAGAUCAAUGAUUAUCCAGGUUCUGGGGCGAAUAAUCGCCACACACCAAGACCACAACUUGGGAGAGGCUGUGUCGAAUGCUAAGUUUAUUAUACAUAGAUAUAUGCAUGUUUCAGAUAUUUACUGCAUAGGAUCGGAGUACUGUGUUAAUAAAAGAUGUAACUAAUUAGCGAGACCAUUUUGGCUCAUAUUUUGAAUAGCUAAAGGAGUUCAUAUAAGAAAAGUUGUUAUGGAGUACAUCUUCUUAGAGAGGAGUAGCUGAACUAUAUAUAUUGUGUGGACUUCUACUACUACUAUAUAUGUUCGUUGGUGAGUUAUGGCAAUUCAAGUCUGUUCUCUA